Molecule: messenger RNA, 2879 nt
Organism: Arachis ipaensis
Lineage: Eukaryota; Viridiplantae; Streptophyta; Magnoliopsida; Fabales; Fabaceae
Source: RefSeq, a predicted model, not a curated record
GGUCUUCUUCUUCUUCGCUUGAAGUUCUGAAAUUGUUGUUCAAUUUUUGUUCCAUUUUUCUUGUAAUGUUUUGUAAAUUGUAAUUGUCUGCUGCUGAUGGAUCUGUCUUGUAUUUGCUGGUUGCUGAUGGCUGUAAAUUUUUUUUUCAAAUUUACUGAUGGCUCGAUGGCUCUGUUAGUCAGUUGCUUUCAAUUCUUUGCUCUGUUACUGAUGGCUCGAUGGCUCUGUUAGUUGCUGAUGGCUCUUAAUUUUUUUGUUCAAAUUUACUGAUGGCUUUGUUUGUAGUUGCUGGUUUUGCUGGGUGAAGGUUUAGUGUUUUGGAAUGUUUUAUAAUGUGCUAAUGUUUGUAAUUGCUCGGUGAAGGUUUAGUGUUUUGUGAUUAUUGGUUAAUGUUUUGGUUCAGUGUUCUCUCUUUUCCAGAUUUCCCUUCUCCAUGUAUUUCUGCAUGUUGCUGAAUUGGUAAUCAAUAAAUUUUCCUUUUUGCUGUAAAUCGGGACUUUACUAGGAUUUGUUAAAUUUGUUGCUGAAUUUGUUGCUUCCCAGUCACAGAAUCAGAACAGAAUGCUCAGUCAGUGCUUGAUUGAUUGGCUUUGCUCACUGAUUGUAUUUGAUGAUAAAUUUUAAAUUGAUAACUUUUAAAUUUUAAAUUUGCACUGCCUAUGUUACUGAUUCACUGUUCUUUCAGUGCUUUUUGUUGUUGUUAAUCAUUGUGAUGAGCUUUGUUAAAAUUUGCACUGCCUAUAUUACUGAGUGUUCCUUCAGUGCUUUUUGUUGUUGUUAAUCAUUGUGAUGAACUUUGUUAAAAUUUGCACUGCCUAUGUUACUGAUUCACGGAUUCAUCCCUCUCGUCAUCAUCAUCGGCAUGAACUCCGAACCAAAACCCCAACUCUCUGGAUAAAAUUGUAACGAAAGCUGAUUGGGACUUUUUCUUCUACUUAAGAUAAACUGAAGCAGCAAGGCGGAGGAGCUGAAAAUUGGAGAAGGAAGAAGCUAUGCUCCGUUCAGCUUUGCUUCUGGCCCCCUACAAUUUUUUGCCGGUUCGAGUGAGAACCGGCACGUGCCAUUCCUUCGCUCUCGCACGUGCCUCUCAGGCUAUCGUCUCCCCACUCUUUUCAUGCUUCGAUCUCCACUUUCAUCGGUUCCGACAACCCCGUGUGAGUUUAUGCGCCGUGCGUCGCUCCCCUGCAACAUCUUCGAGGAGGCGACGGCGUCGUGGCACGAAAACGAACGACGAUAAAUUCGAUUACUACGACGACGACGACGAAGACUUUGAAGACGACGACGUUGUUUUGGGCGGCGAUAAUGAGUACUACUACGACAACGAUGGUGAUGGUGAUGAAGACGAAGACGAAGACGAAGAAGGUGGUGAUGAAGAGGGAAUGAUGCCGUUUGAGAAGAUGAGGAAGUGGUUCAAGCACAAACCCAGAGGGUUCGGUGAAGGGAAAGUGUAUGAUACUUCUGUUGAGGACAAGCUGCUCGAUGAAAUACGUCAGAGCAGUGAAGCACAAGCUGCUAACUUGAAGAAGCUCAAGAGCGGUGUUGUUAACUCCAAAAACAGUGAAGAAAAGAAGAAAGACGCUCAAGUUGUUCCGAUUGGUGGUCGAGUGCGCCUGGUGAACCUGCCGAAAAAGAAGAACAUUCAUAGGGAUCUGAAAUCUGCAUUUGAAGGGAUUCCAGGCAUAGUGAAUAUCGUCCCGGCAGUUAUUGGAAACAAGAAGACACGGGACCCUAUCUGCAAGGGUUUUGCUUUUGUUGAUUUCAAGUGUGAAGCAGAUGCAGUUAGGUUUAUAGAGCUAUAUUCUGGACAAAGUAUUGCUUUUGGCAAGAUUCAGAAGCCAAUAAAAUGUGAAUUUGUAAAUGCACAUUCUUCCUCUCCUGUUUCUCCGAAAUCAAGUGCAAAUCUUAACACCACUCCACUUCUCAUGGUCUCUGGUGUUGAAGAGGACUCAAAUGAGGUUUCUAACGCGAAGGAUUCUGCCCUUAGUUCUUGGGAUGGGACCACUUUGGAUGUUUCAGAUGAAGCAGACAAUCAAAUAUACAGAGAAGGAGAAGAAGAGAGUUCUGGAGAGGAACCUGAUUCUGCCACUGUGUUCAAGGGAGAUUAUGAUGAGAGUGAAGAGGAUGAAGAGGGUUCUGUAGGGGAUCAGGUUGCUGCCACAGCUUUCGUGACAGAUUAUGAUGAUAGUGUAGAAGAAGAAGAAGAAGAAGAGGGUUAUGUAGAGGAUCUACAUGCUGCCGCCGCUUUCAUGGCAGAUUAUGAUGAUAGUGUAGAAGAAGAGGAUGAAGAGGGUUCUGUAGAGGAUCAGGAUGCUGCCACUGCUUUCAUGGAUGAUGAUGAUGAUAGUGUGGAAAUGCAGAUCAAUUCCGAAAUUGGUUCACUUUCCUUAGAGCAGAUAGAUAGAAACCUCAUAGCUGAACCAAAUUCAUCUGCUGAAGUUGGACAAGAGAGCGUGCAGAAGAAAAAGCGGGCUUCGAAACAGAAAGGCAAGAAGGUUCCAAAGUUAUAUGUUCCUGGAUCCGCAAAGAGGUUAAAGAUCAAGGAAAAGGCUGUACUAAGUGAUGUUUUCGCCAAGUAUGGAUCAAAAGCUCCAGUAGCUGCUUCCAAGGAAAGUUAGUACUAUGCCAGACUCGAGAGAUUUGCAAGGCUAAAACCAUUAUCCGCAUGUUGGAAAUUGAGAAUCAGAACUAAAAAGCCACAUUGCAUGCAAAUGGACUUUCUAGCUGGCCAUAAAUGCCAGUUUUUGGAUCAGUGUACAAUUAAACAGUUCUGUAGUAACAUAGGGGCAGCAUUAUUUCUAUGAAUGCCAAAUCAUUCUUUAUUAAUAUCAUUUCUCUCUUCACAUGAGUUGGAAUCCAAAUGUUCGUCCGAAGCUUUCAUA